This is a messenger RNA of Acipenser ruthenus (sterlet), 1751 nucleotides long. RefSeq lists its product as uncharacterized. Lineage: Eukaryota; Metazoa; Chordata; Actinopteri; Acipenseriformes; Acipenseridae. Gene Ontology annotation, cellular component: external side of plasma membrane. Gene Ontology annotation, biological process: immune response; cellular response to lipopolysaccharide; negative regulation of T cell proliferation. The transcript has 8 exons. Bases 547 to 1521 code for a protein of 324 amino acids. The record is from RefSeq and is a predicted model, not a curated record.
AGAGUGCAGCGAAAGCGUGAAAGUUAGACUAAAGGAUUUCUUAAUUUUUGGUGGCGUGAAUUCUGGCCUCGAACAGGAAUUCUCUGUUUAGUAUCGCGAUAAACAAUUUCACACUGUCUCUCCGAGUCCUGCUUCAUAGAUGUUACACGAAGCACGACACAGCCCUUCUCUACAAUACGCGUUUGUUUAACACUCUAAAAACAGGCUUCUAAAAAAAGAAAUGUUCGCAAAUUUGUAUUUCAUUUUACAAAAAGAAACGGCUUUGACACCGAGGUGAAUCAGGCAGAGUUUUAGAAUAGAGAUUGGAAUUAAUAAGCAUUUUGUUUGAAUAUUAAUAUUGGUGUAAGAAUACAUGUUUGUGUUUGUUUAGACAUAUAUAACUGUGAUCUUGUGGUAGUGAAGGACCUUGCAGCGGGAUCUGUAUACAAUAUCUGCACUUCCUGGCUUGUCUGUUGCAGCCCCUCUUCUUGCCCUGUUCACUGAUAGUGUCUGCAGUGCGGAUCACACACACAACAUCCUCGCCAGCCUUGCUGUGCACUUCCCACCAUGCUGCUCCGGCUCAUUCUGCUAUUCUACACGCUGCAAGUUGCAGAUGCAGGACUGUUCCAAUACCCGCCCUUAGUCAGAGCCGAGGUCGGGAGCAGCGUAAAUUUGACCUGCGAUAUCGGGGACUUCUCCACUGCAAAGUGUUUCACUGUCAUCUGGUUCAAACUGCAGUCCAAGAGCAUCCCGACCCUAGAAACUUAUCAAAGUGUCAGAGCCAGUGGCAGCUUGGUAGGCGACGAAAUCGAGAAAACCUGUUCCCUGAAUCUAAACAACGCGCAGGUGAAGGAUUCUGGGACUUACUAUUGCGCUUUUAUUAGGAGCCCAGUCAUGUACUUGGGCAAUGGAUCCACGUUAUUAGUACGAGAACGCUCCGAUGACCUCGCUUAUAUUGAAAUCAUCACCCCUUCAGACGGCGAAGUCCAGUCCAGCGGCGCCGCUACUUUAGUGUGUCUGGUGUUCGGGGUAUCCGAGCCGGCUCGUGUCUACUGGGUCAUAGAAGGAGAUGUCGAACACGAACUGACCGACUCCGGGUCCAGAGAUUCCAGCGAAUCCACUCCGGACUUUAUCAGGAAUCAGAUCACCAUUCCAGGCGAUGUGUGGAGCAGCGGGUCCGUGUGCACGUGUGUAGUGGAAACAGAGAGCGGGCGCGACAUGAGCAAAAGCGUGAGCAAGACCGGGAGCGGUGCGUGUCCACUCUUCCUCUAUGGGUCGCUGGCGGCAGCUUCAUUUCUUCUGAUUACUUUGUUAAUUACACUGGCAAUAUGCUAUCGAAGACAGAAUAAACCAGAUGCGCAUUUGGCAAAUGAACGGGAUGACGUCAAACAAACACCUGUCAGGUCUAAGAAACAAACCACAGGGCAAUGUGAAAACACGGGUUCUGGAGGAAAGCACGCCAGACCGAAGAUAGGAUCAGAGGUCCCGGAUGACGUGCAGUACGCCAGUCUGCAGUUCGAGGCGCGCGGGCGACGGAAAUGAAGACCGGGGCUGGACAGAUUAUUAGAAACACCUGUGUCAUGUAGCACACACUUCUGUGUAACUGCACUGUCCCUCGUAGCGCUCAAUCAUCUGAUAUGCAAAUAGCAGCACCGCUUUGCACUAUGAUAUUUGAAUGUAUCCAAUAAAUAUUUGUAACAAUAUCAAAUAAUUAAAUGCAAUAUAUGUAACCCCUGCUUUAAAAAUAAUUGAAAUACGCAAUACAAAUAAUU